CCAUGGUUGGUCCUUGAUUGAACCCUCGUUGACCCACUCCCGACAGGAUACUUCCUGACGCUGACCCGACAGGCCCAGGUGAACCCGGGCGAGAGGUCCUGGAUCACCUUGAGGCCGGACCGGAACCGGAUCUCCCAGGGCCGGACAUGCCUCACCUUCUGGUAUUUCAUGAUGGAGCCGUUCAUCGAUGCCAAUGGGCCCAAUCUGGGGUCUCUCAAGGUGAUGAUGAAGACGAUGAGCAACGUGAACGGGCAAGAAGACGUCGUCGAUACGAUUUGGCGGCUGAAUAACCACCAAGGCCAGAAUUGGCUCUACGCCCAAGUGCCGAUCGUCGUCCCGAAUCUCCUGGACGAGAUCCAAAGGGCCGAUGCGAUCCAUGCUGCUGCUGGAAGUCAUUUCCGGGCAAUGCUCCUCUUGGUUUAUCGUGUUGGGAAGGGUGGAAGGGGGACGCUUGGUUUCAUCUUUGAGAAGUGGCUCCUCGAGGAGGAGAUGGCUCCUCGAGGAGGAGAUGGCUCCUCGAGGAGGAGAUGGCUCCUCCUCCCACGUUUCUCUCCCUUUUCCUCUUGUCGAUGCGUGGUCUUCGAAGGGAUGUGGGGAUCGAGUCGAGCUGGAGCCGGGUACAUCGCCAUCGAUGACAUUGCCUUCUAUGAUGCUACGUGCAACAGUUCGUUCCUGCUUCGUUUUCGCUCCGGCAAUAUUGCCAUGCUGAUUGCAUGCUUCACGGAUACGUUCUGCCUCGUCGUUCCAGCGCUGCCGGAGCAGGCCAAGAUGAUGAAGGGGAAUUGCUAUUUCGAUCGAAAUCUCUGCGGUUACAGGACGACGAGCGACAGCAACAUCCCGAGCGACAAUUGGCAAUUGGCUCUGGGGACGCGGAAACCUCCUCGAGCGCCGAACGACCACACCUUCGACAGCCCUGACGGCGGCUACGCCUACUUCGACAUCUACGUGAGCAACCAACGCCGCACCAGCCUCAUCAGCCCCGUGAUGGAGCGCGUGGAGAACGCCGGCUCCGACGGCUGCCUCUCCUUCUGGUUCAAACCCCUCGGCACCGGCGACUCCACGACCCUCCGGGUGAAGCAGCUCCUCGGCAACGCCCUCGAGGACACGACCAACAACAUCAACGGCAACAACAGGCCCAAUCCGGCCAACACUACUCAGCCUCUGUGGGAGAUCCAGACCUUCCAGCUGGACAACCAGGACUGGCAGUACGGCCAGGUCCCGAUCAAGAUCGACCAGCGCUUCCGCAUCCUGUUCGAGGGCCUGGCCACCAAGGGCGGCUUCGCCCUCGACGACAUCACCAUCUACACGACGGGGUAUUGCUUGAAUCGGCCCAGCAUUUCGCAGCCAGGGACCGUGAGGACCAAUCAAGGAUGAGAAGCCGGCGCACCUCCGUCACACCGUCACCGUCCGUCACACGCUCAAAAGGUGUCCUUAAGCGUCCCGCGUCGAGUCUCGUUAAGCUCAACCGCCCUCGGCGACGUCACAAAACUCACAGCAUAAUAUUUUAAAAAUUUGUUUUCUCUGCUCAAGAUAUCCCGGGAAAUCCUCUGCGCGUAUUUGUUGUCACGCCUGAAAAAUUUUCGUUUUUUUUUGUUUUUCCUAUUGACCCCCACCGAACGCUUUCAAGCCCCGGGG
This is a messenger RNA of Darwinula stevensoni, 1635 nucleotides long. The record is from the annotation of a GenBank genome assembly. NCBI's taxonomy places the organism in Eukaryota, Metazoa, Arthropoda, Ostracoda, Podocopida, Darwinulidae.